Messenger RNA from Beauveria bassiana ARSEF 2860, 1764 nucleotides. Its product is annotated as regulator of chromosome condensation (RCC1)-like protein. Bases 1 to 1764 code for a protein of 587 amino acids. The transcript has 2 exons. The record is from RefSeq and is a predicted model, not a curated record. Lineage: Eukaryota; Fungi; Ascomycota; Sordariomycetes; Hypocreales; Cordycipitaceae.
AUGUCAUGGCAAAAUUCCAACAAUCCCUCACGGCGGCCACCAGACCCGCGCCGUGCCGGCUCCCGGCCCAAUGACGAAGCAGAGUACCCUCUUCCGGGCCUCGUCCCGGCUUCCAACACAGUAACCUCCUCCAACCCCGCGCCCCUGCCUCGGAUGAUUGCUGCUGCACGCGAACGUCUUGCCAGCUCCAAUCGCGACAGGAUCAACUCGAUUCUCGGCGACAGCCCUUACACCACGCGGCGCUGGACACCGUCGCCAGGCGAAGACGCCCAGGAGCAGCAACACCCGCGCCAGAACCGUCCCAGCCCGCCGCCCUCGCGCUAUGAAGUCACUCACAUGAGCACCUCAUCACUCACCGUUCCGCCGCCGUGGGGCCAAUUUGAGUAUCCCAAUCGCAUGACCAGCCUUGAGCAGCUCGAUCGCACCCUAGAUGAGGCUAAUGCGCACCUGCGUGCGCUGCUCGACAUGACCUCGGCCAAUAGCGUCUCGCGUCAGCUCUUACCGACCACUCAAUCAUCAAAUUACACGCCACCCAUCCGCAGACAUGAUUUCACCUAUGACAAUCAGCGCAAUAAACGCAGAAAGGUCGACGAUGAGCGGUAUACGCACGCCACCGUCGAGAGCUUUCGCUACGGCCAUUAUGGCCAGGUCGAAGCCGGCGACUUGGAAAUGGAAAUGGUCAGCUGCGACGGCGGCAUGUUUUCAAAUGAGUUGUCGUAUGCCGCCGAAAACAUUCUUAAGAAUGACAACUCAGUCUACUGCACCAAAGGAAAUCGGUGCAACAUUGUCCUGCGUCAUCGAGGUUCCACGACGUUUACGCUAUCCGAACUCGUCAUCAAAGCUCCCGGCUCCAUGAACUACUCUCACCCCGUCCGCGAAGGCAUGGUCUUCGUCACCAUGGAGCAGGACGAUGUUCUGCACCGCACCGCCCAGUACCAAAUCCAGUACGCGCCGCCCACCACUGCCACGCCACGCGACCGUGUUACCUUUACCAAUACGGAUCCGCGCACGCGCUUCAACCGCGAGCCUCAGCAGACCGUCUCCGUCUCGCACAACCGCGACGGCACCCUCACCACUCGCGCCGGCCGCUCCUUCAUCUACAGCCAUGACAGCGACGUCCGCAUGCCCCAGAUGCCCCGCGAAUUCACCGCCAGCCAGCCCGAUUUCCGCAUCAGCACCGAGUUUAGCGAUGAGGAAGACGAUGUCACUGGAACCUUUGGCCCCACCCCCGUGUCCAUCCUUCGCCGGCCGCCACCAAACCGCAUCGGCACUCUGCCAUUUGAAAACGACAAUGAAGAUGACGACGACGACGCUUCCGAGGACUCGGACCCUGACCACGACCCCGUUACCACCGACUUUCUCUCUGACCACAGCCUGCGCCGCCUCCGCCGAGGCAACCCCGCCAGCACCAGCACCGCGGACCUCAUUCACAUCCACGCGGAUCACCAUCAUCAUCACAGCAACAACAACACCUCCCGCCAUAGCAAUGCCCUUGCCGAGGCCUGGGACGCUCACGCUAGCGCUACUCAAGACGCCAUCCGCGCCGUCGGCGGCGGUGCGAUGCUCGCACCGCACGCGCGCUUCCACAUUGAGAAGAAGAAGAGCAAGUGCACCAUUCGCUUCGACCCCCCCGUCGCCGGCCGCUUCAUUCUGCUUAAAAUGUGGAGUUCCCACCACGACCCCGGCAGCAACAUCGACAUCCAGUCCGUCAUUGCCAGGGGUUUCGCAGGGCCCCGCUACUUUCCCGCCGUGGAGAUGCGGUGA